Messenger RNA from Diabrotica virgifera virgifera (western corn rootworm), 951 nucleotides. RefSeq lists its product as uncharacterized. Lineage: Eukaryota; Metazoa; Arthropoda; Insecta; Coleoptera; Chrysomelidae. The record is from RefSeq and is a predicted model, not a curated record. The transcript is spliced from 6 exons. The coding region runs from base 102 to 773 and encodes 223 amino acids.
UGACAUUGUCAGAUAUAAUACGAGAUUUUUUGGCGAUAAUACAAAAUUUUUGUGAAAUUUUAAAUAGCUCAAAAUUUCUAGUUUGCUAUAAGUUGUAAAUUAUGGAAUCAGUGACUAUGGAUACUAAAAAUUUUACAUGGUACAGAGACGAAGCAAAAUGGACAAAAAUUAUAAUUCCAAGUGGCACAAUGGAUCCCAAUCAAUCUACCGUAAUACAAAUUCCUGAAGAUCUUCAACAUAACGAAGUUAUCAUAGCAAGAAAUGCUCAGGGUCAAGAUAAUGGAGGGGAACAAUCUAAUGAGCAGUAUAACGACCAACAACAGUUUAGACCAUGUCCUGCAGUAUCAAGAGAGCAGGAAAAUUUUGAACCCUCUUUUGAGCAAGAACCUCAAGUGAAUUAUCAAAAUGGUCCAACUCAGAGGGCAUCAACGCAACCACCACAAGGACAAUAUCAGUCUCAGAAUGGCCCAUUAGAACAAGAAGAUCCAGAAUGUGACAACAUGUUGGAAUUGACCACCGAAAAGGAAGCUGAAAUUCUAUCUCUUAUAAAAGAAACCGAUAGAGAAAGAGGAAGACUUUAUGUGCUACCGAUUAACAAAAAGAUACGUUUGAUGGAACAAAUGGAAUAUAUUGAGACAGGUGUCGUCAGAAGAGAUCUUAAAGAAUUCCAAGAAACCAGAAGAAAGCUGGUUUUUGAUUUACAGAGUCUCCUAUCAACUCUGCCUAAUGUGAGGCAAACUGUCAGAGCUAUUGAUGUAAGAGACGUGAAAUAAAUUAUUGAUGUCUACCUAGCACUUGUGAGUACAUAAAAUAUUAUAGAAAAUGAAGUAAAUAUAUUGCUGUCGAAAUUUUCAUGAUAUGGGUACCAAAUGUGUCCGCAGAGUGUUAUGUUAACAAAAGAAUCAUUUGUAAUAAAGAAACUGAAAAUAUAUAAUAUGUUUUAUACUAUAA